AGAGAGACCAUCAAGGGGAAGUGACAACAUGACUAGCACCUUGCCAGAUCCUAUUCUUCAAUCCUUCCAGUCUCUUUGGAUCUCUGCCACAAACAUCGACUUUGGCCCAGAAUUGUCAAGCAGCAGAACUCCAGAAGAAUUUGUGGCGUCCGUCAACCAUGUUCUUCAAAACCAUAAAGGCAAAAAGCUCAAUAGGUUCCGUCUCUUCUUCUGCCCACUCGAUAUGUUUCUACCUGAUAUUGAGAACUGGAUAGCAUUUGCAGUGGCAAAGGGAGUUGAAGAACUAGAGCUGGACUUAUCCAUGGGAUCUGACCCCUUGACUGGUGAAUUAACCAAUGGUGGUCACCCCCUUAAAUUGCCAGAUUGUCUUUUUAAAUGCAAAUCGCUUACCAAUCUAAGUUUGAGCCACUGUGACUUCUGUCCACCUCCGGAUUUCAGUGGUUUUAAUGGCCUCCAGUCACUGUCCCUUUCAUAUGUAAGCAUUGCUGAUGAUAUGCUCCAUUUCAUGGUAGCCAAUUGCCCUCUCCUGGACAGCUUGAGUCUCAAAAGCUGCCAGAAUCUCAACUCGAUCAAGGUCUCAGGUGAAGACAUCCAAAUUCAGAGGUUAACUGUGAUACAAUGCUGGGAUGCAUGGGAAAUGGAGGUCCGCGCUCCCAGGCUUCGAUCUUUCAUUUACUAUGGGGAACAUAUCUUUGGAGAUUCAUCCCUUAACAUCCCAUCUCUGGAGGACGCCUUCAUCAGUUCAAUCGAUAUGGAAAGAACAGAACCUGAACAUGACUACAUAAAGUUGUUAUUUGAUCUCUCACACGUCAAGAUUCUUACUGUUUGCACAGCAACACUAAUGCGUUUCACCAUAUAUGAAGAAUUUCUACCCGAAGACCUCCCUGUCCUUUUACCAAACCUACGAGAGUUGCAGCUGCUGAUAGAUUUGUUCAGGAGCGAAGAGCUUGCGUACAUCUAUGGAUUUUUCCGGCUAUGCCAAACUCCGUUCAUUGAGAAACUCUUCAUUCAACUCCCCAAAGGACCUGAAGAUCCACAAGAGAUAAGAUCUGUGCCGGAGCCAUCAGAUAUUACUUUUAACCAUCUCAAGGCAAUCAAACUAAGCAACUUUAAAGGGGGUAUGAGUGAAAUGAGAUUGGUGAGAUUUCUACUGGAGAGGGCUGUUGUUCUAGAGACCAUGGUAUUAGUCGCCCCUCCAAAGGCUGAUCUGAAGGAAAGCAUCAAUCAUGAGCAAUAUAAUUCAGCAUCAGAAGCCAUAUCUCAAGACAACGUAGACUUGAUGGUUCUACGUGGGCAGCUGUCAUUGCUGCCAAAGACAUCUAGAGCCAAUAUAGUGUUAUGUGAGUAUUUGGAGGAUGAUAAGGCUUUAGCUCCAAAGCAUACAGAAUACUUUACAGACUUUUAGCAAUUGAGAGGAGUUCUGAAUAUAUGUUAGUUGUUACUGAAUGCAUCAUAAGCUAUCAAAUAGCAUGUCUGAAGUAUGUUCUACUCAUUAUAUCUAAGUGGAUAACUAUGUGUAAAAGCAGUAUGCUAAAUGUUUUCAUCGUGAUAGCAAAUAAAAUGAUCUUAUAUAUUCAAGUGAAGAA
Elaeis guineensis (African oil palm) is the source of this 1586-nucleotide messenger RNA. Its product is annotated as F-box/FBD/LRR-repeat protein At1g13570. NCBI's taxonomy places the organism in Eukaryota, Viridiplantae, Streptophyta, Magnoliopsida, Arecales, Arecaceae. The record is from RefSeq and is a predicted model, not a curated record.